AUGCGGCCAUCGUCAUUAGUCAAGUACCUUCACGUUGGUUCCGAUGGAAGCGGCCACAAGUAUGCUUGGUCUGAGAGCGCUGAGAGCUGGCCCGGGACCGCGUCAGCAUCGUCACCAUCAAUGAGCGAGGCACAAGGGAGACGAGCUGCUCAGCGGUUGAACAAAGAGGGGCUGCUUUCCCAUUCCUACCACCAUUCCGUUCCCACCCCUGGCCAGAAACUGACGACUGACGGGGAUCGCGUUGCUGCUCGCCUGGUCAUACAUCUGCAAAGUGCGCCGAACAGAGGCAUGGUACUGCAGACCAAGUACCUGAAGCAUCUUCCCAAGUGUAUGGAGACUUGCCCUGCUCUUCGUGACUCAAUAGACCUAUUCUGUUCAGUUUGGCAUAGGUACCGCCGCGGCGAGAGAACAGACAAUCUUGCACACCUACCAGAAUACGCACGGGCUAUACGGAGUCUCAGGUGUACCUUGGCCCUAGGAGACGAGGGUAUAACUGUUGAAACUCUGGCCUCCAUCACCAUUUUGGGGCGGACCGAGGCGCUGUUUAAUUACAAAAAUAACGGCUCUUCCAUUCAUGAGCUGGGCAUAGCCAGUCUCAAUGAGCGGCUGGGGCCACCAAAAGCUGGAGACGAGCUACAUUCUAGUCUCGUUGCAGAAAACUAUAUUGUGCUAGUUCCCUACUGGAUACGGAGGAAAGAUUGCGAUUUCUUCAUGAACAAAGGGUCCUGGAACACACCCUCAGCGAAUGCAACGGCGGACUUAUUUCAAAACCAGGCUCUCAGACCCCAUACGAAAGCGGCUUUCAAAGCCUCCCAGACGUUAUGCAGCAAACUAGCGUCGUUUUACCGUGACUGUCAUAUCAUCCACUCCAGCGCCGACAGAGACAACCCAAGUGUUAUGUGCUUAGCCCGAAAGCUGAUGGCUGACCUCAGACAGGGGUUUGAUACCAGCACCGAUGUGAAUGACAAACUAUUCAAGAAGGCCAAAGAAUUAGGGGUUGUAACAGAGAUUGAUGAUCCUAGUUCUAUUACCGGAAAAAGCUACCAGAUCGCCGAUGUCAGCUUGUUCCAAAUGAACAUGUGCUGGAUGGCCUCUCAGAUGCUUGUUCUAAAAAUGCUCUUUGACUGCAGCGUCGUUUACCCCGAGUAUGGAGACUCGGCUGCGUUAUGGGUCCUCCUCAGGAAACUGUGUGUCCAUGUCUGGAAAUUCAUACCAGCUCUCUUGGACCUGGAAUCCUUUGUCGCUGUUACAUCGCUGGAUGUAAUCUACCCGACAAUCGAAGCCGCCACGAGGGAAGAGAAGGAAUAUCUUCUGGAUGUCCUUGCUUCCUUGGAUCGAUAUCGGCAGACUCUACCCACGGACAGAAUCUUGCUAGAGAAGGCCAUCAUGUCUUACUCGGCACUCUUUUCAGGACGUCUGUCUCCCCACGCUCCCCUAGACUUCGAGACUUGCAAGUGGUGGAAACAGAAAAAGGCAUACAAAGAUACGGAAGCCCCGCCAACUUUGACUCAUUUUAUGUCUCCGCCACCUGGGGCAAUAUGA
This is a messenger RNA of Clonostachys solani, 1542 nucleotides long. Lineage: Eukaryota; Fungi; Ascomycota; Sordariomycetes; Hypocreales; Bionectriaceae. The record is from the annotation of a GenBank genome assembly.